UUGUCUUCUUCUUGACGGGUUUGUUUUGUUUUUCAAGUUCGGUACGAAAACAAACUUUAGGCAAUUUAUAACCAUUUUCAGUUGGUUAAGGUUAGUGAAAAUUUGCAAUUAUGAAUAUUAUGUAUAAUCGAGUUAGUCAUUGGAUGUCCGGACUUCUAAAGGUGACAAGAACGAUUUCAACCAGUCAUAUCCCAAUGUAUGAUCGCAUCUAUCUUUCAAGUAUGACGGCCUCUAACCUUAAAAACCCGAGUUAUCUACACACUCAGUUGAUAUCUUACAAGAAUAAUCUUGACAAGAUUAAUUUCUCAAGUUUAAUAGUUCAAUACACAUCCCGAAAUUUAAGUACAAACAUGAGUAGUGUGAAUGAAGAGUUUCGCCAUUUGGACUUUGAUCAGCUGAAUGAGGCUAGAAAGAAACAGGAUACUAUUCUGAUUGAUGUGAGAGAGAAUGAAGAGUUGGCUGAAACUGGUACCAUCCCUGGAGCUCAUCAUAUUCCAGUGGGUGAAGUGGCCAAAGCACUAGCAACCCCAGAUGAGGAAUUUAAGAAAAUGUACAAAUUUUCCAAGCCCGCACAAGACUCGAAUGUGAUAUUCUCUUGUAGAUCAGGAAAGCGGAGUCUAGCUGCUUUAGAAGUGGCUCUGGCAAAUGGAUAUUCAAAUGCGAGGCAUUACAAAGGAGGUUUCCUUGACUGGGAGAAAAAUACAUCUGGGACCAACUAAUCGUUAUUUAUUUAAAGGUAAUGUGGGAUAAAAAGGAAAAGCAAGCAUUCAAAAAGGUUAAAAAUUGUAUCAUUAUAAUUUUAUUAUUUUUACUGUGUAUACCUCAUAAUACCUUAUAAACAAUAUUAUAAGGUAUUAUAUUGUUUUAAGUCUUUUGAACAUUUUUUAAUAAAAUGUGUUACAGAAGUGUUAAAGGGCAUUUCACUGUCUGUGUAAUGCAACUUUCUAUCAAAAGCAACA
Molecule: messenger RNA, 959 nt
Organism: Homalodisca vitripennis (glassy-winged sharpshooter)
Lineage: Eukaryota; Metazoa; Arthropoda; Insecta; Hemiptera; Cicadellidae
Product: rhodanese domain-containing protein CG4456-like
Exons: 4
Coding region: 111-719 (202 amino acids)
Cellular component (GO): mitochondrion
Molecular function (GO): thiosulfate-cyanide sulfurtransferase activity
Source: RefSeq, a predicted model, not a curated record